CUCUGGUUAUAAACAACGACGCUGUCUCUACACUUCAGUAAUAAAUAGAUUAUAAAUAACUCAAUGUUCAGUAAUAAUUAAUAUUCAGCAUUACUAGAUGAACACACUGUGCUGGGAUUGAGUUCCCUAACAACGAGGUAAGAAGGGUUCAGAUCUGGGCGAGUAUGAUCCUCUGACGCAGGCGGACAGUGAAGAUGAAACCGAAGAUGAUGAUCUGGUUCUCAAUUAUCCUCGUAACGGUCUGAGUCCAGCGGUCCCGGAGCUGAGGGGAUGUGUGAGGGAUGGAGAGGAGUUUGAUGAAGCUGAUGAUGAGUUGAGAGUUCAGAGAGAGGGGGUGGGGCAUGAGCCAAGGGGGCGGGGUUAGGGCGUGGUCAGGCCGGAGACACUGAGGAGAAGGCGGUGCAUGUACGAGGGGUGGUGCGGAAUGCUGUGUUUCUCCUGCCGUUGACAUGCGCUGCUGUGUUGGUGCUGCUGUGUGCGUUUCUCAUUCCCUGCCCACAGGGGACGUUACACAACUCACCGCAGUGGGAGGCAGAGCUCGGAGACGUGGGUGGUGUGACAUCACCACCUGUUGCAUUGUGGGAUGUUGACGGAGAUGGACAAGACGACGUUUUGAUUGGUGUUAUGAACAUUGCCAACAACACUCAGCCAAUGAGCUCUCAGAGUAAAGAGUACAGUGUGCUGGCAGUGAGUGGCAUCAGUGGGCAUGUGUUGUGGAGGCGGACGCUCAGAGAGCCACUCAUCUCACUGCAGUGUGGACUACAGACAGGAAGUGCUGAUCCUCACAACAGGAAACAGUCACUGGAGAUGUCUGCUUGUAUUCUGAUCAGUUCCAGUCAUAUCAUCAGCGUCAACGCCUCUACAGGCAGGACGUCCUGGACCGCAGCUGUCAGUGACGUGAAGUCUCACGCUGUUCUGCUGCCGGAUCUGCAGGGAGACGCAUUUCCAGAACUACUGAUCGCAACACUACCAGCUGACCAGGUGUCUGAUCUCGCUCUCGUCUUGAUCUCAGGGAGGUCAGGAGCUCUGAUUGGCCAGCCGGUGAACUUUAACCUCACUGCACAGGGGAAGCUGAUUGGUCCGCUGCUGCAUGAGACGGCGACUGGAGCGUAUUACAUCCUGAUUGGACUCGGCACUGUAGAGGGCGUGUCUCUCAGUUAUAUUUACAGUCAGGCCACUGGCAGGACAGCCGCGUCUAGAGUCCGACUGAAGGACCCCGACUGGGAACGACUUAGAAAGAUCAAUACCUCACUCAUACACAUCAGCAGUGGCUCUGAGCAGGUGCAGUUCUUCUUCCCUCUGGUGGCUGGUUUGUGUCAUAAUCACAAUAAUCUAGACAGCGUGUCGGUUCUGAACUCGAGUCACAGUGAUUGGAUCCUGGUUUGUGGAGUGAACAACACACUGUCUGUGCUGAAACAGAGUGACACACACGCUGCAUGGACUCUCAGUCUCACCUCUAUACAUAGUCGUCCAGUGUCGGGUCACUUUAAUGAUGAUGGUGUUCCUGAUCUGCUCAUUCAUCAGUCAGCCAAUGGCAUCAGGAAGUUUCAGAUCAUUGAUGGAGCGCAAGGGCGGAGCUUAUGGGAGGCGGAGUUUGUUUGUCCUCGUCUGGCGGUGGAUGACUCGUCCGUUCUAACCACGUCCGGCCAAUCGGUGUUCCUGUUCUGGGCGGGAGAUCCGCUCACACAAUCGCAGAACGUUACCAAGGUGGCUGCAGCCGAACCGGUUCUGCGCAAACUCUUCCUGCUUCAUCCGUACUAUCCCAUAAUACUCCUGCAGCUGAGCAGCACCACAGACACCGUUGUCAUGGCAACAGUGAGUUAUCAGCCGCUGCAGAAAGACGCGUCGUACAUCAGCGUGUCGUCUCGGCCCACGUCCGGUCUGGGACUCGGAGAUCAACUGCUCAAGAGUUUCAGUAUGAAAGCAGCGAUUGCGGCCGGACAGAUCGUCCCGCUGGGAGACGCGAGCAGAGACGCUUUCCACAUCAGCCAGUUCUUCAGACGCGUGACCUUCACACAGUGAGUUCAGCAGAUUCUCUCCGUGUGCCGGCAGGUCCUCAUUCCCGUCGCUGGAUUUCUCCGGGAUUUUGUGUUGCUGAAAGUUGCAUGUGUGAUAUCUUUUAAUCUUCAUCUUUACACAAAUAGGCCAGUAAGACUUGAAUAUAAUCUUAAUGAAGAAAUAUGUACAUACUUGAUCUAUGAAGUCUGAGGAAAAGGAAAACAUCCAGGUUGCGUCACACUGAACACGUUCAUAAUUCCCCGUUUGGUGUUUUUCAGCUUUGUUGUAGAUAUUUCCCACUGUACAGUGUUUAUAGGAGUGAAAUGGACACAUUUAAUGACUGAAGCACUGAUGUAAAUACUGAAGGAAUAAUGUUGUAACGAAACAUGUCAUUCUGCUUUGA
This is a messenger RNA of Xyrauchen texanus (razorback sucker), 2401 nucleotides long. Its product is annotated as protein FAM234B-like. The transcript is spliced from 13 exons. The coding region runs from base 625 to 2022 and encodes 465 amino acids. NCBI's taxonomy places the organism in Eukaryota, Metazoa, Chordata, Actinopteri, Cypriniformes, Catostomidae. The record is from RefSeq and is a predicted model, not a curated record.